UCUAGGUGCAAACCUAGAAGGGGUGUUGGAGAAAUUGAAAGGCGUCCAGAGAGGGGCUUCCGGGAUUCAAUUCAUCACAAAUUAGGAUCUCACAGAAUGGGAAAAUCUGAGAGCCAGAUGGAUAUAAUGGAGAAAACAAGCAACUCAAGAAAGCACCGUUGGACUGUAGUGGAGAUCGGACUGUCCAUCAUGUUACUGCUGAUGAGCUGUGCUCUUGGGGGACUGGUGGUGCUUUACGCUUCAUCUCUCAAAGAUUAUCCAUACAGAAAUGGAGCUACAAAAGGCCCAGAGUGUCAAUUCAGUUUGGACAGCAGCACUUGCACAACUCCGGACUGUGUCACUGCAGCUGCAAGAUUAUUACAAAACAUGGACCAGAGUGUGGACCCCUGUCAGAACUUUUACCAAUAUGCAUGUGGAGGAUGGCUGGAGAGGCAUGUUAUCCCAGAGACCAGCUCACUUCACAGCGUCUUUAACAUCCUGAGGGACGAGCUGGAGAUAGUGCUGAAGGGGGUUCUGGAGACAGAAAGCAAAAGUGAUCGGGAAGCUUUCAAGAAAGCCAAAGUGCUCUACAGAUCAUGUAUGAAUGAAAAUUUGAUAGAGCAGCGUGACUCGCAGCCCCUCCUCAAGCUCAUCGACAGUAUUGGAGACUGGCCUGUAGCCUCUGAUGACUGGAACAGCACAGCAGAUGAAACAUGGUGGCUGGAGGACACCUUGGCAACCCUUAAUGCCCAUUACAACAAGAAGGUUUUGCUGGAAAUGUUUGUGUGGCCCGAUGACAGAGACUCAAGCAACCACAUCAUUUAUAUUGACCAGCCAUUUCUAGGAAUGCCCUCAAGAGAUUUGUACCUUAAUGAUGGUAACUACAAAAAGGUGCGUGAGGCAUAUCUGCAGUUGAUGGUUUCCAUGGCAAAAAUAGCACGAGAGGACAGGAACCUGACCCAGGACGAUGAGCAUGUGUGGGAGGACAUGAUGCAAGUGAUGGAGUUGGAGAAAGACAUUGCUAAUGCCACAUCUGCAGCUGAAGAGCGCAACGACAUUACUGUCCUCUACAACAAGAUGACCCUGCAAGAGGUACACGAGACCUAUGGCCUCAAUGGUUUUAACUGGACUCGCUACAUCCAGGGCAUCAUGGUGAGUGUUUCCAUUACAGUACAGCCAGAGGAGCCCAUCGUGGUCUACUGCACACCGUACCUCGAGAAGCUCAAUGAUGUGCUUUCUAGAUACGAUCGCAGGACUGUGCAGAAUUACCUGGUCUGGAUGCUCAUUUCUGAGAGGGUCAGCAGCCUGAGUCGGCGCAUCAAAGACUUGCGUGCUCACUACAGAAAGGUUUUGCAUGGAACCACGGUUGAGGAAGCUCGCUGGCGAGACUGUGUACGUUAUGUUCAGAGCAAUAUGGAGAAUGCAGUGGGGGCACUGUAUGUCCGUGAGACCUUUGCUGGAGACAGUAAACGCAUGGUUGGUGAAUUGAUAAAAAAGAUUCAGGAGGCUUAUGUGGAAACACUGGAGGAGCUAAAUUGGAUGGAUGAUCAGUCCAAAGAGAAAGCAAGAGAGAAGGCUAUGGCUAUAUCAGAGCAGAUUGGCUAUCCGGAUUAUAUCCUGAAGGAAGACAAUGAUAAACUGGAUGAGGAGUACACCCAUCUAAAGUUCAGUGAAGAAAGCUACUUUGAGAAUAUUUUGGAGAAUCUUCAGGCAACUGCUCAGAAAGCUCACAAGAAGCUAAGAGAACCUGUCGACCCUGACCUGUGGAUUAUUGGUGCAGCAGUUGUGAAUGCAUUCUACUCUCACAACAGAAACCAGAUCGUGUUUCCUGCUGGAAUUCUACAGCCCCCAUUUUUCAGUGAGAGGCAGCAUCAAGCCCUAAACUUUGGAGGCAUUGGGAUGGUUAUAGGACAUGAGAUCACUCAUGGCUUUGAUGACCACGGUCGAAACUUUGACAAGGAUGGGAACAUGUACAACUGGUGGAGCAACUACUCUACUGAACAGUUUGAUGAACAGUCAAAAUGCAUGGUGCAACAGUAUGGUAAAUUCAGCUGGAAGCUUGCCGGAGGACAAAAUGUGAGUGGCAUUACCACCUUGGGUGAGAACAUUGCUGAUAAUGGAGGAGUGAGGCAAGCAUACAAGGCAUACAUGAAAUGGGUGGAGAAGGAAGGCGAGGAGGCUCGUCUACCUGGUUUGGACAUGGACCAUAAGCAGCUUUUCUUCCUCAACUUUGCCCAGGUCUGGUGUGGAGCCUGUCGCCCUGAAUAUGCCAUCCAGUCAAUAAAGACAGAUUCCCACAGUCCUCUGGAAUACAGGGUUUUGGGCUCCCUGCAGAAUUUUGAAGCCUUUUCCGAUGCAUUCAAGUGCAAAAAAGGUACUCCCAUGAAUCCGGAAGAGAAGUGCAGAGUGUGGUAG
Trichomycterus rosablanca is the source of this 2394-nucleotide messenger RNA. It is a transcript of the gene mmel1, whose product is annotated as membrane metallo-endopeptidase-like 1. Gene Ontology annotation, biological process: protein processing. Gene Ontology annotation, cellular component: plasma membrane. The record is from RefSeq and is a predicted model, not a curated record. The coding region runs from base 97 to 2394 and encodes 765 amino acids. Gene Ontology annotation, molecular function: metalloendopeptidase activity. The transcript is spliced from 24 exons. NCBI's taxonomy places the organism in Eukaryota, Metazoa, Chordata, Actinopteri, Siluriformes, Trichomycteridae.